AUGAGGUUAGACAAAGCUGGAGAAGAUCAAUUUUGUCGGUUUGUGGACCGUAUGCCAGAGAAACCUGAUGGUAUGAUCAGAUUGUUUGAUCGUGGUGAUUACUUCUCAGCUCACGGUUCCGACGCACUCAUCGUCGCUCAUCAAGUAUUCAAAACCACAAACGUAAUCAAAUACCUCGGUUCAUCUUCACUAUCAUCUUCCAUUCCGUCCACAUCUAAAAAUACUUCCAUGACUCCUCGUGGACUUCCUUCCGUGGACAUCUCAACCAAUCUCACCAAAGCCUUCCUACGUGAAUGUCUCACAACUAGACAAAUGAGAGUAGAAAUAUAUAUUCCUGAAGAUGGAACAGGAGGGAGGAAAAAUCAUUACAAAUGGAUCUUAGGGAAAGUGGCCAGUCCUGGGAAUAUAGAACAGGUCGAAGAUCUCAUAUUUGACAAUGAGGAUUUGGAUAGUAAUGCCGUUAGUAUGGCUUUGAAACUUCAUAUGGUUCAAGGGAUCAGGACGGUUGGAUGUGCUUUUCUCGAUGUGCAAGAGAAAACUUUGGGGGUUAGCGAAUAUGUUGAUGAUGCCAAUUUUGGGAAUACAGAGUCACUCCUUAUCCAGCUACAAGUCAAAGAAUGUAUCCUCCCCUCUGACGAGAAAAGAGCCGAUGUCGAACUCACGAAACUCCGCACGAUGAUCGACCGUUGUGGUCUGGUCAUCACCGAGCGAAGAUCUGCCGAUUACAAGGCCGGUAAUAUCGAGCAAGAUGUCUCCAGGCUCCUGGACGGAGGUCAUACAAGUACGACUUUACCCGAAUUCGAUCUGAAACUCGCCAUGUCGUCCCUUGCUGCCUUACUGGUAUACACCAAUCUCGUAACUUCACCACAGUACGAACAUCAAUUCCGACUAUAUCGACACGAUCUCACUCAGUAUAUGAAACUUGACGCUAGUGCUGUUAAAGCUCUUUCUCUCAUGCCUAACCCUCAGGAACUCGGAGGUGGUCGUAAUAUGAGUUUAUACGGUUUAUUGAAUCAAUGCAAAACUAGUCAAGGACAACGUUUAUUGGGAAGAUGGUUGAAACAACCUUUGGUAAACCUACAUGAGAUCCGACAACGUCAGGGGAUAGUGGAAGCAUUUGUGGAUGAUGCCUUGGCCAGGCAGACUCUGCAGGAACAAUUCCUAAGUCGUAUGCCAGAUUUUCAUAGAAUAUCGAAGAAGCUACACAGGAACGUGGCGUCAUUAGAUGAGGUCGUCAGAGUCUUCUACGCGAUCCAACUCAUCGGUCCAAUGAUUGAAGUUCUCGAAACUCUCAACACGAGUGAAGAGAACAAACAGCUGAUAGCUACCAUCUAUGUCAUCGCUUUGCGUGAUCACGAAGACAAGUUGACGACUUAUUCUCAGAUGGUAGAAGAUACUGUCGAUCUGAACGAUAAGACAAGUCACAAUCAUGUCUUGCAAGCUUCGUUUGAUCCUAAGCUCGAGGAGUAUAAGACACAGUUAAUGGCAGUGAGAUCUGCUUUGGAUGAAGAACAUGCAAAAGUCGGGGAAGAGUUGGGGUUGGAUAUUGGGAAGAAGCUGCAUUUGGAAAGACACCAGGUUUACAAUUAUUCUUUUAGGAUUACUAAAGCUGAAGCUGGUUUAAUCCGCAACAAGAAGCAAUACCGAGAUCUGGCAACGCAGAAGAGUGGGACCAUAUUUACCACUGCCACUUUGAAAGGCUUGAGCGAAGACUACGAUCGACUUAUGGACAAGUAUAACGAUAAACAACGGACUUUGGUUAAGGAAGUAGUCUCCAUAGCGGCAUCUUACACUCCUGUAUUGGAAGCGCUCGAUAAUCUCAUAGCUGCCAUCGACGUGACUGUCAGUUUGGCUCGUGUAUCCGCGAACGCGAAUACUCCAUAUGUUCGGCCAGUCUUGUUUGAGAAAGGUAAGCCGACUCAUGUUAUUGUGCGCGGAGCGAGACAUCCUUGUUUGGAAGUACAAGAUGACGUUUCGUUUAUCGCCAAUGAUCAUGAGAUGAAAAAAGGUAAGUGCGAAUUCGUCGUCCUUACCGGACCCAAUAUGGGCGGAAAGUCGACUUACAUCCGACAAAUCGGUGUCAUAGCCUUGAUGGCCCAAAUAGGAUGUUUCGUACCUGCCGAUGAAGCUCAACUACCCGUGUUCGACUGUAUUUUGGCGAGAGUCGGAGCUGGGGAUUCACAGUUAAAGGGUGUGUCGACUUUCAUGGCUGAAAUGUUGGAGACUGCGACUAUCCUGAGGUCCGCAACGAAAGACUCCCUGAUUAUCAUUGAUGAGCUCGGUAGAGGUACAUCGACGUAUGACGGUUUCGGUCUAGCGUGGGCUAUCUCCGAACAUAUCGCCACUAAAAUCCGUUGCUUUUGUCUUUUCGCUACUCAUUAUCAUGAAUUGACAGCUCUCAAUCAGACUCAACCACACGUCAAGAAUCUUCAUGUGGAGGCGCAUGUCCAGCCGAUCAAAGGAGGUAAAAGUAAGCAGGAUAGAGAUAUCACUUUGCUUUAUAAGGUUACCGAGGGCAUAUGCGACCAAAGUUUUGGUAUUCACGUUGCCGAGUUGGCUCAGUUUCCAGAGAGUAUCAUCAAGUUGGCCAAGCGAAAAGCGGAAGAAUUGGAAGACUUCGGCGAUGGCGCAAAUGACGAAAGCUUGAACAAAUACUCGGAAACUGAAACGGAUCAAGGUGCAGCUUUGAUGCAAGAAUUUCUACAGACGUGGAAGUCUCGUGCCGAAGUGUCUUUGGAGGAGCUGAGUGAGGAAGGGCAAGUGGGAUUGUUACGAAAGACGGCGACGGAGUUUAAGGAACGGUUUGAGGGAAGCCCUUGGAUAAUGGGUGUGUUGAAAGAGGUAUAG
Molecule: messenger RNA, 2847 nt
Organism: Tremella mesenterica DSM 1558
Lineage: Eukaryota; Fungi; Basidiomycota; Tremellomycetes; Tremellales; Tremellaceae
Exons: 15
Coding region: 1-2847 (948 amino acids)
Biological process (GO): mitotic recombination; mismatch repair
Cellular component (GO): MutSalpha complex; nucleus
Molecular function (GO): ATP-dependent DNA damage sensor activity; mismatched DNA binding; ATP binding
Source: RefSeq, a predicted model, not a curated record